GUCCAAUCAACCCCCAUCAAUACCACUUCCAAUCCCUAUUUCAAUCUCAAUACCAAUCAAUCAAAUCAAGACAAAAUGUCCAGUCAUGAAUUUACCAAAUACUCCAACUCCUCAAGCACCUACUGGCCCCCAGGGUGGAACUUCACCCGCUACGCGCACGCCACACCCGCCGACAACGCGACACUGAGCGACGACGAGCGCGCCAAAAUGCAAGCUGGGUUUCGCGAGGUUCUGGGCGAGGAGGGCGUGGCGGAGAUGGCGCGCGUUGUGUGGUUGGAGCAGUUGCGUUUGAUGAGGGUUGAGAAGGGAAGACGACCGCCGCCGCCGCCGCCGCCGGAUUGGUUGAGGGUUUGGAGGAAGAGGUGUCAGGGUCAAAAGGGUCAAGGUCAGGGGAAGAAUUGGGGGGUUGUGGUGUUUUGGACUGCUGGUGCUGUGAAGAGGGUUGUGGAUUAUGAGGACGCGGGGGGUGAGGGGGUGGAGGGGUUUGAGGAGAGGGUGCAGCAGAUUGUGGAGAUCCCAUUUGAGACAGUUUUAGAUCAGGGACAGUCUGCUGAGGAGAUUGAUGAGGCGCGGAGGUCGUUUGCGAUUCGGUGGGUGAGGGUAGCUGAUGAUGAUGGUGAUGAAUCAAAGGCAGGGGAGGAAAUCCAGGAGAAUGUCCUUGUUGAGCGACUACGCGCGCGGUAUCACUCAAUGCAAGAGCAAGACUCUGGUCUCUUCCUACCGAUCUUCCUGGUUGUGUCUUCGUCGGCUGUGGCGUCUGUGCUAUCCACUCCUGAAGCUGGGGAUGAGAAAGUGGGAACGACCAGCCCGCGGUGGAGAACUGGGGCACCAUUUCUGCUGGCGGUUGCUGCGACGGAAGAUCAAGGUGUUGUGAGUGAUGAUGACCAGGAGGCUGGUGGGGAGAAGGAUUGGUUCAAGCCUGUCUUUCGGGUUGCGAUGGAGGUGGUGGUAGAGGAGCUGUGGCCGGUCGUGGAGGAGCAGAUUACAACGCUAGGGAGGAUGACGCGAUUUGUACAGAGGGCAGAGGUUACGGAGACUGUACCCACCGUAAUAGAUGAGGAAGACGGGCUGGAUGCCAUUUGGUGGUCUGUACAUGCGCCGCCGCGUCAUUUGAGGAAGCGGAGAAGAAUAUUUACAUAG
Aspergillus campestris IBT 28561 is the source of this 1140-nucleotide messenger RNA. RefSeq lists its product as uncharacterized. The transcript has 2 exons. NCBI's taxonomy places the organism in Eukaryota, Fungi, Ascomycota, Eurotiomycetes, Eurotiales, Aspergillaceae. Bases 76 to 1140 code for a protein of 354 amino acids. The record is from RefSeq and is a predicted model, not a curated record.